AUGCGCCCCAAACAGCUACACGAGGUCCGCGAGGAUCGGGAGGAAUGCGAGGCAGUAAUUUCACUUCAAGAGGCGCUAGUAGAGCAGCGACCGGUCCACGGACACACGGCACUUGGGAGGAACGAAGGAAACAGGUAUGUGGAAACGGCCAACAGUUUGGCUGACAUACGGGACAGAUGAAUAACAUCGACACAGCUUGUCAGCGUGCGCGAAUCGGAAAAGAAAGACGCUAUCGCGCGAGGCCUCAUGAGCGACCCAGAGAAGGCAAUCAAUCUCUCGGAUGCGAUCACACUCGUAGGCACUUGUCAGGAUAUGUGCCCUGAAUCUGAGAGGAUCACCCGCGCAUUCCAGAACAACGUUUGGGACGAGGAGAAAGAUGGGAAAGGACAGAUUGUGGAAGGGCGCAUGGUGAAAGUGUUCAAGAGAUCUGAUGCCGGCGCGGCAGCCCAGCUGCCUUCUGAUUUGCGACCUCCCUCUGUCUUGAAGAAGACUUGCGACUACCUAUUUGACGACCUCCUCGCCAAUGCGUCCGCGCCCGGCGACGUGCACGGCUUCAUCUGGGACAGAGCUCGUGCUAUUCGAAACGAUUUCUCCAUCCAGCAGGUCACCAAAAUCGAAGAUAUGCGAAUCGCCAUCGAUUGCUUCGAACGAAUUGCGCGUUUCCACAUUGCAUCUCUUCACGAGUUUGCGGAAGUGGAGAAGCCGUAUGAUGGAUAUGUUGCGCAACAAGAACGAGAGCAACUGGAUCGGACCCUGCUUUCUCUCAUGCAAUACUAUGACGACAGCCGUGGGAGACUAGAGUUGCCAAACGAACCCGAAUUUCGCGCAUACUGUGUGGUCUUCCAAUCUCAGGACCCGACUCCGGACUUGGAAGAUCGGUUGCAAAGCUGGCCUAAGGAAGUGAGCGGCGAUCCUCGUGUAAGAACGGCAGUGGAGAUCUAUAUGGCAGCUCAAGGAACGAAGCUUGCGCAAGGCCCGAUGGAGCCACGACAGCCUCAUGUAAUUGCAAGACAGCACUGGGAACACUUCUGGGCGCUCCUCCGUUCACGUAGGGUUUCAUACCUGUUAGGCUGUGUCGCAGAGGUCUAUUUCAACCUUGUGCGGGAAAUGGCAUUAAGCGCGAUUGUCUUGACCGCUCGCCCACCCAAGAGACAGGAUGCGCAGUGGGCUCCCAACGCCGAGUGGCUCAUCGACGAGCUAAUGGUAGCCUUCGGAUUCGAUGACGAGGAAGACGUUGAAUGGUUCUGCCAACAAUGGGGCCUCAAAUUCCAGCAGAAGGACGGAAAGUCUUAUCUCGACCUCCGAGAACUCAGUCACAAAGCAUUGCCAACCCGCGCCAGAAGUGAUUUCCCGGAUCAGCUCAAAUCCCAGCUCGUGGAAGAGAAGAGACACGGCCGGACCAUCAGUGCUGUUAUCAGGGGUCUUGAUGUUAGGGAAGCUGAGCAGGCUGGAAUGAUAUUAGAAGAGUAUGAGGAUGGGUUGGAAGGAGGAAACGGAGAAGAACCAGUUGAAGUGGCCGAGCAGGAAACCGUGGGUGGCAAUGGCGAGGGAGGAGUAGGCAAUGACAAGGAUAAGGACGAAGACGAAGACGAAGACGAAGAUAGUCUUUUCAUCCCGGAAACCAAGGUUCCCGUCAAGUCCUCCUCGAGUAGCGCCUUUCCAGGCCUAUCGGCGCCAACGUUUGCCCCUUUCGGCACGACUGGCCAGUCUGCUGGGUUUCCUGGAGCUUCCGCACCUCCGCUGUCAGCGUUUGGCCAACCUAGCGCGUUCAAUUCCAGUCAGCCAAGUGCGUCGUCGUUUGGCAAACCGUCAACCACCAGCCUAUUUCCCCGGGCCAGUCCCACGACUCUCGAUACUUCAUCAGCUACGACGCCAGCUGCAGCGACCUCGCCAUUCAUAUUUGGCGCUCCAAGUUCGCAACAAUUCUCUGCUUUCGCACAGCCAAGCUCAGCCUUCACCGCAGAUAGGGCCACGUCCUCAUCGACCGCGGCCGACGCCAUAACAUCAGGCAAGAAGGUGGGCCCUUUCACGGAAGAACCAUUGUCAUCACCACCUUCAGCAUCAGGACUCUUCCCUUCGACGACGGACGCAGCACAGCCGAGCUUGUACACACCCAAAGGCGACGCGCCUGCAAAACCUGGCAUCGCACCUUCCGCGCCAAGCCUAGACGCCCCAACCCCAAACUCUAAAUCGACGCCGCAACUUCAACUUCACUCGAACGCGAACGCGAACGCGAACGGGAACGGGAACGCAUCGACACCUUUAUCGCAAAGCAACCAGAACGCGGCAAUUUCGGACAACGGCGCGCCGAAUACUGGUCGGCGCACCUCGAGCUCGGUCGCCAACAAGCCAAAGCACCCCAGCCCGCUCUCUCAGUCAUUCAGUGCAGACUACGACAACGCCGGCGCCGCGGCACAGCAAGCCAAAGACAUAGUCGCUGACGGUACUCAGAGACAUCCACUACAGGACAGUCCGGUCAACAUACCGAAACCACCGUCGACACAAAACAGGACACCACCCCCUCCCCUUGAGCCUCCGCCUGUGACGGACUUUGACGGUCUGCUCACGAAGCUCGCACGAGAAGUCACGCUUGCACCGAUUGGAGGCAUUCUAGAGCAGUUCGUACGCUUCCGCGUGAGACAGCUGGUUGAGGAGACCCAUGAGAAGUGUCGCCGCGAGCAAGCAGCUGAAUAUUUGAAAGGUUUGCGGCAACGGGUCUUGAUCUGGAAGUGGGGCAGAAAGCUCAGAGAUCAAUACUUGCUGUCACGUUACAGAAGAAAGCGAAGCGAGACAAGGCAGAGAGCUCAAAGGAGGUUGCGCGCGUCACAGGGAGUAGACAUUCUCCGCGGGAGACAGAACGGGAUAUCACCACUGUCCUCAACAACAAGGACACAAGAAAGCAUGGCCGAGCAUAUGCACGCUAGUGCACAAGCUACAGCCGGAAGUAAGCGACCAGCGACGCAUGCUCAAUCGGCGUCAAGCCCUGCUCGGGAAUCGGAAGCCAAGCGACAGAGGGAUCUGAGCCAUGUGAACUCUCGCGGAGCUGUCUCGAAACCGAUGCCAACUAGAGAUCCGCUCAACAGAUCCUCCUUCCUGGGCUUCUCGCUUGCAAAAUUGACUCGUGGUGGACCUGCGGGACCAUCUCACAACACAACGAGAACCACGUACUUCCGUGAAAAGGCUCUAGGCAUCAAGCGACCAAACCUUGACCCAGACACGGCCGACUGGGAGCGUCGUGUAGCAAAACGUGCGCGGUCAAGCUCAGAUGGAGCGGACAUGGCUAGAUCAUCCUCUCCAGCACUCAGCACAUCUCGACUGCGACAGGAUGGCGGGUCCAUGCCGCCGCCGGCUCCGAGGCCUGGUGGUUCGCCAUCGGACGCCGACAGCGGAGCGCUGUUCGCUCGUCUUCGAGCUGCCCGGGAGUCUCUGAAAGAGAAUGGAAGCUUCAUGGAAAGCGAGCUCAGCAAACACGACGAGCUUCGCAACAGCAUGGGUGAUUCUGGGUCCUCCAAUGAAUCUCCCUCGUUGGCCAGAGCAAGAGAGGAGGCUAGGCUUCGCGCAUCGCUCGGGCUAUCCAAUCAUGCAGGAACGAAUGAUAAUCGCAGUGGUCCUGCCUAUCGUUCUAGACAGAGCAAGUUUCUCUCCGCUGGAGAGCAGGCUGAGGCCGUAGCGAGAGCGCGGGCGCUACGAUCUUCUCGCGCGGUCUCCCGUGAAACAAGCCGAUCUGCCUCACGAGCCGAUGCUACAGACUUCAGCGUGGCAGAUAACGCGGACGGGAAGGAUCUGAGUGUGAAGCAGCCUCCGAACCGCUCAAUCCUCGACGGCCUUGCGCCAUCUACCUCGAAUGGCGUGUCGUUUGCUGCUCCCGCAAAUGGUGUGGCUACUUCUUCAUCCGGACGUCUUGCAUCUCAAACGCCUGAAGCAGCACUUCAGGCAGCACCUCACAAUACCGCCACUCAACCUCCCUCGCGCAAUCCAUUUGCCCAGUCGUCUUCUUUUGCGCCGGCUCCGCCGACGAUGAACCCGUUCCUUCAAGCGCCCGCACCCAUCGCGUUCCCGUUUGGAAGCAACACGCACGAAGUGCAGUCUACAUGUCCACGUGACAACACCAUCGCACGCUCACAAGUGAACAAUGCACUUUCUGAGACGUUUGGAGCACAACAGCCUGUAAAGCAAGACCAGGACGAAGAGACGACGGCACCCCAGCCGCAGCAAUCCAAUUCCUACACGCCAAUGCGAGACGCAUCACAAGCUAUAUCACUUCUUUCCGAUGACGCAGAAGAGGAUGGAGUCGCAUUUGGACAAGAGCAGUUCUUCGGAAAUGCGCUAGAUGUGUAUGGCAACGCGAACGGCAGCUUUGAAAGUGAAGACUACGCGAACACUUUCGCUGCGGCGGACGGUGAAGGUGUUGAGUCUGACGAGAACGGCGAGGAGAUCGCGUAUGAUGAUGAGGAAGAGGAGAUCGUGUAUGAUUCUGAGGAAGAGGAGAUCGCGUAUGAUGACGAGGAAGAGGAAGUGGAGGAGGACGAGGGCGAUGGAGGUGCUGUGGAUGGCGGCCUUGUCCAAAUGCAGCCCGACAGCUAUCAAUACAGCGAUGCUGAAGGGGACGAGGAGGACGCUCAGGACGACGACGACGACGAUGAGCAGUACCGCUUCGAGGGCUUGGCAAAUCGUCGCAAUGGUCACCACUCCGGCGAAGAAGGGGACGAGGACGCGGACGGGGAAGACGACGGCUAUGACGAGGAGGACGAAGAGGAAGCCGUCGACUGGGAUGAGGAAGACGAAGACGAAGACGACGACGAGGGCGCGAACGACAGUUUCGCCAACAUGGCAUACAAUCGGCGUCAUGCUCCUCAGUUUCCAAAGACUUCUGCUCUUGACGGAGCUGGAGCUUCAGCGCAGGAAGCGAUUGAGCUAAGCGAUUAA
Messenger RNA from Lecanosticta acicola, 4926 nucleotides. The record is from the annotation of a GenBank genome assembly. Lineage: Eukaryota; Fungi; Ascomycota; Dothideomycetes; Mycosphaerellales; Mycosphaerellaceae.